AUGGACUAGUCUGCAACAAUAUCCACAUGUACGAUGGAGAUUAGUUCGCCAGUGGUCGUGAAUCGACGGCCAGAACUGCAUUAACCUUCAUUCUAAAGGUAAGUUCAAUGGUGGGCUUCCCAAUCAACAGCACAAUCCAAGCUAGAUCCCCCUCUCAAUCGCUCGCUCGCUCGCUCGCUCGCUCGCUCGCCUGCAUUUUGUUGCCACUGCAAAUUUUGAGGCUGGUUAAAAAUGGCUGAGGCAAAGCCCGGAAUGAGAAAACCGGUUUUCACCAAGGUUGAUCAGCUUCGUCCAGGAACUAGUGGACACACCCUUACUGUGAAGGUGGUGAGCUCAAAAAUGGUGUUGCAGAAGGGUCGUCCUGAUGGGCCUCAAGUACGCCAGAUGCGGAUUGCUGAGUGCCUGGUCGGUGAUGAGACUGGAAUGAUUGUAUUUACAGCCAGAAAUGACCAAGUGGACUUGAUGAAGCCUGACACUACUGUAAUCCUGCGGAAUGCAAAAAUUGAUAUGUUCAAGGGUUCAAUGAGGCUUGCUGUGGACAAAUGGGGUCGUGUUGAGGUGACUGAACCUGCCAAUUUCACGGUGAAGGAAGAUAACAACCUUUCACUGGUGGAAUAUGAACUGGUGAAUGUUGUCGAAGAGUGAAUCGAUGGAAAGUGAUAUGCUCCUCACUACCCCCAAGAGGAAGUUGAGUGAAACAAGAUGUGGGUUUUGUGGUUUUUUGGUUGGAAAAGUGGUAUUUCUGUUGUUUUCCUGGGCAUCCGGGUCCAAGUUAUCCAUGAAAAUUCUCUUUUUAGGACAAAAAAUCUUGAAGCUACUACUAAGGAAGUCAGGUCAUACCUAAUCAGCAGCUGAGGCAGCCGGUGGACCUUCCAAGGAAGACCUCGAUGCAGAUGGUGAUUGCACCCGACAGAUGUGAUGAAAACAGCUGCAUAGAACUUGUUUAUGGUUGUUUCUUAUUUUAGGACAGGAAUUCCUCUUCGGCUACGAGACAAUUUAUAAAUGAUAUGACAAAUAUGGCCCUUCCUUUUUUUUUUUUGUUUCAUGUACGAUUCCUGCAUGCUUUGGUUCUCGAUGUCUCUGCUCUACUCGUGACUCAAACAUGAUUCUAUAUGUGCAAGUUCAUAUUUUAUAUUUAUAUA
Molecule: messenger RNA, 1142 nt
Organism: Nelumbo nucifera (sacred lotus)
Lineage: Eukaryota; Viridiplantae; Streptophyta; Magnoliopsida; Proteales; Nelumbonaceae
Source: RefSeq, a predicted model, not a curated record